Mya arenaria is the source of this 6658-nucleotide messenger RNA. Its product is annotated as protein draper-like. The transcript has 23 exons. Gene Ontology annotation, biological process: protein dephosphorylation. The coding region runs from base 546 to 4544 and encodes 1332 amino acids. NCBI's taxonomy places the organism in Eukaryota, Metazoa, Mollusca, Bivalvia, Myida, Myidae. The record is from RefSeq and is a predicted model, not a curated record. Gene Ontology annotation, molecular function: protein tyrosine phosphatase activity.
AAAAGUGUUAAGUGGGCUGACAAAAAUGGUUGCAAUAUUUUCUUCCUGUUUGAGAAAAUGACGAAUAUUACAGUCGCUAAAUUAUGUUAGGUUAGAAGGACUAGAAAUGGAGAUAUUCUCUUCCUGUUAUAGGUAUUUAGUUGUAAUAUGAUUGUCAUGACUGCGGAUUGUCAUGAUUUAGUUUGUGCAUCUUCAUUUGGACUUAUCACCAAAUUGAUUACAGUACAUUUAUAGCGAAGAUUAUACAAGAAAAACAAUAUAUCAUCUAUUGAAUAAUUGGUUUACAGAUUUAUUUAAUUCAUAUAUGGGUGCAAAAACUAGUUGAAAUGAUGUACAGUCUCAAUAUACAUACGCAUUGAUGCUUUAACUGGAACAUUAUUAAAACUUGGAUUCUAGUAAGGUAACUAUCAGCCACUAUGACCAAUAUCGUGUCCGUUUCCUGGACAGAGGCAUAUCGUCCUUUUUGAGAGGCAUAUCGAUCUAAGCCAUGGUGGUGUUCGAUCUAACGACCAUUUGGACAACGAUUAAAGGCACACCAGAACGAAAUGUUGCUUCGGAUAUUUGCUUUAAUAUGCCUGGCACGAUUAAGUCUGGCAGCUACGGCCAUUAUUAACGAGGUAGAGGUAGACUGCUUCGAUGCCUGUGCCUGUUGUAAAGGAGGAAACGAUCGAUGUAGUUCUGAUUUGUUUUGUCUUGAUGGUUGCGUUGCCACAAUAUUUGGCGAUAAAUGUCGUAAUUACUGUAGUGGUAACUGUUUUACAUGCUCCCACAGCACAGGAAAAACAUGCUACACAUGCAAGGACACAUUUUAUGACUUGAAUAGUCAUUGCAAAAAGAACUGUUCAGUAGGGUGUGUUGAUAGGACUUGUAAGAUUGACGGAACAUGUAAUACAUGUACUUCAACCUUUGAAGGAGCUAAAUGUGACACUUGUAUACAAGGAAAAUAUGGCGCAGGUUGCUCUUUGGAUUGCUUUUAUGAGAACUGCAGAUGUAACGAAUUAAAUGGAUGCGAUUCAUGUAAAACAGGAUUUGCUGGUUCUUCUUGCAUGGAAUGUAUAUCUGGAUCUUAUGGAUCGAACUGCAGCAUGAAUUGUCCUAGCAGAUGCCAAGGAGGAAAAUGCAUGAGGAAUGGAACAUGUUAUCAAUGCGUAUCUGGAUACUUUGGAGAACGUUGUGACAAUACGUGCUCAAACGGUUGCAGUGCUGGAGUUUGUUAUAGAAAUGGGACAUGUACCUGUAGAGAUAACUUUUCAGGUUCACAUUGUGAUGAGUGCUUAAUAGGUUACUAUGGGGAUGGCUGUGAAGACAAAUGCAGUAUCGGUUGUUCGACGUCGUACUGCGACAUAGACGACGGCUCUUGCAAUUGUAGAACAAACUUUGAUAGCAGUAGAUGCGAUUCAUGCCGAAACGGAAUGUACGGAUUGUCUUGUGACUUACAAUGUUCAGAUGGGUGUGUCGGAGCUACAUGCUCAAGAGACGGUAGCACAUGCACAGGCGGAUGUGUUAAUGGAUACUCAGGUAAAAAUUGCAAAACAAAUUGUAAUUCGGAGUGUGUGUCAUGUCGACAGAAUAAUAAAUCAUAUUGCACAUCAUGCGUUAAUGGAUAUUCCGGCUCAACAUGCAACUGUCAACCCAACUGCGACUGCUAUGGAGGCGAUAAGUGUAACAAUUGUUUAAAUCAGUGGAUGAAUCCUUCAUAUGAGUGUAAAUGCCAUACAAAAUUUUGUACUAAUAAUACCUGUUCAACGUGCCUGAAUAGUACUUUCUUCCGUGACAGCAUCAAUCACGCAUGUUGUGAGUGUCCUAGAAAUUGUAAAAACGGUUUCUGCACACCUGGACCCCAAUGUACAGGUGGUUGUGAAGAUGGAUUCUUUGGAAUAGAUUGCUCUCAGAAAUGUACCGAUAAUGGCAAUGGGUGUUCAAAAUGUAGCCAGCUUAAUGGAACAUGUUCCAUGUGUAACGCAGGUUUGUACCCGAAUGAAAAUGGAGAUUGCACUACUUGCAAUAGAGAAUGUAAUAAUGGGAAGUGUAACUCUGAAACUGGCAAAUGUAUACAUGGUUGUGCAGAAACCGUUUGGGGAGACAAGUGUGACAUACCUUGUAAUAAAAACUGUGGAUCAUGUCAGCAAGAUUCAGGAAUCUGUGAUUCAUGUACAAAUACAACAUUCCAUGGACUUUAUUGUAACGCAUCAUGCAGUUCCUCAUGCAACGGGAGCAAGUGUUAUCAAAGUAAUGGUCAUUGUUCAAAUGGAUGCAGUGGAGAUUUCUUCGGCAAUCUUUGCCAAACCAAAUGCCCUGCAAAUUGUAGGCAAAGUGAAACAGACACGAGAUGUAACGCUGAUGGCAUCUGCAAAUUUAAUUGCGUCGAUGGUUAUGUAGGUGAUGAUUGUUCAGAAGCAGUAAAAGCCGGACCACCAGUAGCAGCUAUUGCUGGAGGAGUAACUAGUGGCGUUGUUGUCAUCAUUGGCGUCGCUGUUGCAUUGUUCUUCUUUCGACGAAGCAAAAUCAAGCAAAAUGGCAAUAACACACUCCCGGCAAACAUUACUGCGGAGGAGAACAAAGAAACAAACGAAGGUGUCCAUUUUAACGAAGGAGGUCUCAAAAAGGAAUUAAUGAAACAAUAUUCAUCCCGGUCAUCAGUAAAUCAGCCCUCUGCAGUAACGCAACACCCAUAUAGACAUGUUGUGACUGCAUCUGAAAUUGAGAUUGAUCUGGAAAUAGAUGAUGCUAACAAUAGAUCAGUUGCCAAUUCUUCUAAAGAUGAUCAGACGUAUUAUAACGAACUUGGAUCUUCAAUUAACCAAUCUAACAUACCCAUUGGUCAACUCGUCAAGUAUGUGCAUGGAAAAUCUCAUGAGGCGUUUAGUGCAGAUUUUAAGAAAUUUUCCAUUGGUCUUGUGAAGCCAUAUGUUGAAUCGCAGAAGAAGGAAAAUAUUAGUAAGAAUCGGUACAAGGGGAUUUAUCCAUACGAUGACUCGAGGGUGAAGGUUAGAGACAGCGGCGGUUCAGAUUACAUAAACGCAAGCUUUAUUGAUGGGUAUAAAAAGCCAAAGGAGUAUAUUGCCACAUUAGGUCCAAUGUCCCAGCAAUUAGGAAACUUUAGUUUAUUUUGGAAAAUGAUUUGGCAACAGAGAGUUGAAAAGAUUGUCAUGGUAACCAACCUAAUUGAACAGGGGUCUCCUAAAUGCGAGCAAUAUUGGCCAAAUCCUGGGACAACUAGGAAGUAUGGCGAUAUAAAGGUGGAGAGCUGCUCGGAGGAUGAGUAUGCCGAGUUUACACGAAGGGCUUUCACAGUGACCAUGGGAUCCGAGGAAAGAACGUUGCACCAUUUGCACUUCACGUGUUGGCCUGACAAAGCAAUACCCGACGAUGUUACUGCGAUGAUAGAGUUCAGACAGCGUGUUCUGAGUACGCCAAGUACAUUGAAUGGACCAACGGUUGUGCAUUGCAGCGCUGGUGUCGGGAGAACAGGCACCUACAUUGCUCUGGACAUACUGACGAAAGAAGGGGAAGCCGAGAAAGCCAUUGACAUCCCCGGGUGCGUCCAUAAAAUGCGUCAGAAUAGGCCGAAUAUGGUUCAGACACUGGGGCAGUAUCAGUUUCUGCACACCGCCGUGGUGUAUUCACUUCCUUUCGACUGCAAACAAAUCAAGGGAGAGAACUUCAACGAGUACAUGAACAAACACACGACACGAGUACUAAAUAAACAGUUUGAGCUACUUCAGCAUACGGUCGAGACACGAUCUAAAGAUGAAACAGAAGCAGUUGACCGAAAUAAACAGCACCUGAGUAAAAACAGAGCACGCGCCGAUAUCCCGGGUAAUGAAAACAGACCAAGACUUUACCUGAACCUAAAACCAGGAGCGUCAGACUACAUCAAUGCUGUUUAUAUUCAUAGCUUCAGAAUGAAGAAACGCUACCUGGUAGCACAAACUCCACUACCAGAGACGGUUAUGGACUUUUUGACACUAGCUGUCCAAGAGAGGUGUUCGUGUAUCGUCAGUUUCGAAGCUGACAUGGACAAACAAAAGAAUAUUGGGAUAUACUACCCUGCGGCAAACCAAGAAGUUUUGAAUAAGGGAACAUUCCAAGUCAGCUGCUCCAGAGAGGAAAAUAAAAUAUUCUACGCAGAACGAACAUUGACAAUACAGCACAAAGGGACGAGCACUUAUCGAACCAUUUCACAUCUUCAAUUUACUGACUGGGAUGAAAUGGAGAACAUACCACGGUCAACUACAAACUUCCUGUCAUUUCUGAACGUGAUAGAUAAUGUCAUGAAGCAGCAGGACGACGGACCGAUAUUGGUCCAUUGUUUUGACGGUGCGGGCAAGAGCGGUCUGUUCUGUGUGGUUUCGUUGCUUCUCCACAAAAUGGCCGUGGAACAUGAAGUCAGUGUACUUAACGCUGUAAGGAAGGUCAAAACCACGCGGAGGCUGGCAAUUCCCAAUCAGGAACAAUUUGUGUUCUGUCAUGGAUGCGUUUCGGAGUAUCUUCGUUCGUUCGACGUCUACGCCAACUUUAGCGAUGACACGGGGCAACUUUAAAGUGCUGUCCUGUCUGCUCUCGAGUGUAAAACUGGAGAUAUUUAACAAUAUAGACAAUGUAAAUAGUAUUAUGUAUUUGUGUUUGGUGCAGUGCACUGUGUAUACACUUAUACAAUGUUAUGCAAUUAUUUGAAAGCGGACAGAUGUAAGCUAAACUGUAUUUAAUCCAAUGUUGUAUAUGUAUUAAUGACAUUGAAGUUAUGAACAAAAAUAUGUCCCGUUAUCCGUUUUAUAAGUGUAUUACUAAAAAAGGAAAACAUGCACUAACUUCCACUUUACCUUUCUUAUUAAUAAACAUCAAAAUAAUUAGAUGUGAGUGAUGAAAUGUUUACUCAUUUACAGUGCAUGUAUGAAUUAUGUAACUAUUGUUAGUUUCUAUUAAACAUACACAUACUAGUAUGCAUGGUUGUAUUAUUUUUAUGAAUUGUUAAAAUGCCAUUCAUCCUUAAUCAUAUUACAUGUUACACGAUGUCAUUGUGGUCUUCAUGAGCAAAUAGAAAAAAAUCCAUAACUCACUUAAAGAACAAAUAUGUUAAUUUUUGAAACGUUAGUUAUUCAGAUUUUCAUUGAUAACACACUCACCCUAAAGUGAUAUACAUCAUAACACUGAAGAAAGCAAAGUUAAGUAUUUGAAUACUCAAGCUUGAUCAUUUAUCAGACGAGUUGAUGAUGUUUUGCAAUAACGUUGUUUCUGAGUUCAUCAUACAAUGAAACACACAAGAACUACAGUAGUCAAAUAGAAACAGAGGUUACCAUGUUUAAUGUUAGAUAUAAACAUUCAAGUUCAAUAUAAUAUGUCAUUUUUAAAAUACAUCCAUGGAACAUUUAAAACAAAUUUUUGACACCAAUUUUGUCAGCAGAAUUUAUGUUGUCAUUUAAAUAGCUGUUUUAUAUAUGAUUUCAUCCCCCCCCCCUUUGCAAAACAUCUUUAUAAAGGUUUGGCAUUAUAUUGCAUGGACAGCCAGUUAUUCAUCUUAUUUUGUUACAUUUCGUAAUGCUUUAAAUACGUGCAGAUUGCUCCCAAUAACAAUGCUUUAUAUGAUAAUCAAGAUUUGUAUGCAUUGGUAAUAUUUUAUACUGUUUUUGACCCAUUUCUUUUGCAAGUACAAAUACAUGUAUGUGUUAUAUGUAUAUUUUGUAUCAAUUUUAUACUUUUUGACUAGCAUGUACAUAGCUUUGGUACUUGAUUUCAUCCUAUAAUACUGUUAAGGGUUAUUAUUGAUGCUAAUUAUUUUAGUAAAACGACUUCACACCGAUCUUCAAAACCGAAAGUUUGAGUAAAUUUGUGAUCUUUUUUUUCAAACGUUUUUUUCUUACUGAUUGUUAAUGUUAUUUGGACAUGAUAUGACGUUAACAGUAACAUGAAGAGACAUUUGUGAAACUUUAAGAGAAACAUACUGUACUAUGAUACAUAAUAUAUUUUGUAUCAUUCGGUCAUUCAAAACAAGCAAAGUAUAUUGAAAAACAUCCAUAAACACAUGAUGAUUUAAGCAAACAAUGUUUAAAAUUACAUAUGUGUGAACAGUUUGUGAGAUUUUCUUUGUGCAAUUUCAACAUUUACAUCGGUAUGAGGCUGGUCAGCAUUACCAUAAUUUAAAAAGCAAAAAGUGACUUUAGACCAAUAUUUUGAACAUUAUUAGGAGUCUACAAAUUAUUUUUUACCUUUUUUGUUGUUUUUUCAUUGCACAGAAAGAGUUAUUGUGUUGGUAUUAUUUGUAGUGGCUAUCAAGUCUGGAUAUACCUAAAGGUGAUUAUGUUGACACUUCUCAUGUUUUGAAUACAUUGGGAACAUAAUCCGUAUACCAUGAUAUUUUAAGAUACUCAUUUACAAAUUGAUUGUAUAAAACGUCUUUUUGUUCUUUAUUGUAUAGCCAUUACAGUGCAGAACAACUUCUCCUUAACUGUUCUUCUCUUUUUUAUUUUUUUUAUUGUUUGUCCACGAUUUAUAGUUUCAGACAAUGUAUGAAUAUGUUAAUCAUUAUUAAUCAGAGAAGUUAUAUUUGCUUAUAUUCACUAUACUAUUAUUGUUCUUGUUUGUCUAAUGUUUGUUCAACAUAGGUAAUUGGUAGCUUAUAUUUAAUUUUCCUUUAUACGAAUAAAACUUUUAAAUUACA